UUCCCUGCCUUCCACCCACAGCCCUGCCAGCUGGCAGGAAGAAGGUCAGCAAAGCUGCUGAUAAGAGGUGUAUAAAGAGGUUGGCUCAAGGCAAGGGACAGUGGUCUACUCUGCUGGCAACAUGCUGUGCUUCAUGGUGUUCGCCACCCUGGUCCUUUAUGGAAACAGCAUCCCGAACUUUCCAGAAACUAAUGCUCGGGUGGUUGGAGGGACUGAGGCCCAGAAGAAUUCCUGGCCCUCUCAGGUUUCCCUCCAGUACCAGUCUGGAAGUUCCUGGUUUCACACUUGUGGAGGGACCCUCGUCAAAAAGAACUGGGUGUUGACAGCGGCUCACUGCGUGGACCACCCAAUGGUCUUCCGUGUGGUGGCUGGGGACCACAACCUCGGAAAGGAAGAAGGGACGGAGCAGUACAUGGAAGUGGAUAAGAUCGUGAUACACCCGUACUGGGACAGCAAGGACGUGGCUGCCGGCCAUGACAUCGCCCUGCUGCGUCUAACCCAGAGCGUUACCCUCAAUAGCUAUGUCCAGCUGUCUGCUCUGCCCCUGAAAGGAAUCAUUCUGAGAAACAAAUAUCCUUGCUCCAUCACAGGCUGGGGCAGGACCAGGACCGAAGGACAGCUAGCCCAGACCCUUCAUCAGGCGCCCAUGCCCACCGUGGACCAUGCCACCUGCUCUCACCCUUCCUACUGGGGUUCCGCUGUGAAGACCACCAUGAUGUGUGCUGGUGGAGAUGGAGUUAACGCUGGAUGCCAGGGUGAUUCUGGAGGUCCCCUCCACUGCUCGGUGAGAGGCAAGUAUGCUGUCUACGGAGUGACCAGCUUUGUGUCUAGCCUGGGCUGUAAUGUCUCCAUGAAGCCCACAGUCUUCACCCGGGUCUCUGCUUACAUCUUUUGGAUAAAUAAGUUGUUGCUCCCUUUCACAUCCAGAUCUGGAGCCCUGGCUCCUUUAGGCACUCUCCCACUAGCAAUUCCAGACUCAGAGCCAACCUCUCAGGCUGUAGCUAAACCGCAACCUGGGGCAAGAAAUACAGUUGACUUGCCCACGCCACACGAAUACUCCUAG
Messenger RNA from Ictidomys tridecemlineatus (thirteen-lined ground squirrel), 1063 nucleotides. The record is from RefSeq and is a predicted model, not a curated record. Lineage: Eukaryota; Metazoa; Chordata; Mammalia; Rodentia; Sciuridae.